AUGACAUAGAACUUAGGAAACAUUGAUGACUGGUCUCAAUUGUCAUCAAAUGAAGAAUAAGAGCUUUAACUCGAGAAAUAUAUUGAGAAUAAUGUAACAGCAAAUAGUGAGGUCGAGACAAUGAGAGAUUUCUAAUAUGCGUACUAAUAUUCAUCAAAUAGCGGCAUAUAUUAAGAGGAAAACAAUUCAUUGAACAUCAAUGAAUUAAAACCAAAAUUCAAGAAGAAGGACUCUCUAAGUCAAAAAAUAAAUAUGAAAACCAAUGGAUUUUAAGGAAUUCAACUAAAAUAUGUUCAAAUUAGAUAAUUGCAAACAAACGCGAAUUAAACCACUGAUGUAACUGUUAAUGUUGGUGGUAACGGAGGUGGAGUUAGUCUCUCUGGCAUUUCGAAUACCACAAUAAUUAUCAUUGUCGUUGUUGUAUUGGUAAUCGCUUUGAUUGGGGGAAUAGUAGGUGGUAUAGUUUACUGUAAUCGAAAGAAAACUGCAGCAAUUGCAAAUACUUCUAACUCUCACAAUACUUCAAAUUCUCAUAAUACUACUAUGUUUGUUUAAAAGAAUAAAACUUUUAUUCUUCCGAAUGACGAUGUUUCUUACAUGCCAACUGGAAAUAGAGCAAAUAUGUAAGCUAACGAAUUUAAAGCUAAUCCUACACCCCUAAAAAAUGAAAAAACUAUAGAGCAGUAUAAUACUACUGAUCUUUUCAAUCAAUUAAAAGCUUAGACUGACAUAGUUUCCCUUUAAUAGCUUCAGAAAGUUAUCAAUCAACAAGUUUGCUGCUAUUGCCAUGAUAAUUUUGCAGAUUCUAAGAAAACUAUUAGAAAAUUCAAAAACUGUGUUCACGGGAUUCAUAGCGAUUGCAUUUUAGAAUUAAUAAAAUACAUUGUUGAAAAUAGAGACAACUAAACCCCUGAAUUCAAAUGCCCACUUUGCCAAAUGGUUAUUGCUAAAAUUUGA
Stylonychia lemnae is the source of this 957-nucleotide messenger RNA. NCBI's taxonomy places the organism in Eukaryota, Ciliophora, Spirotrichea, Sporadotrichida, Oxytrichidae. The record is from the annotation of a GenBank genome assembly.